Messenger RNA from Zingiber officinale, 791 nucleotides. Its product is annotated as fra a 1-associated protein-like. The transcript is spliced from 2 exons. NCBI's taxonomy places the organism in Eukaryota, Viridiplantae, Streptophyta, Magnoliopsida, Zingiberales, Zingiberaceae. Bases 48 to 611 code for a protein of 187 amino acids. The record is from RefSeq and is a predicted model, not a curated record.
CUUGCGGCCCAAGCAACGCAGCCGCGCGAAGUGAGCGAUAGAGAGAGAUGGGGUGGAAGUGGGUGGACGACGAGGCUUCGGGCCGGGGCUUCGGCGAUCUCGCGGGCCCUAACCUGAACCCUAGCGAGGAGGGGUUCUCGACGCGGAGGGUGGUCCGAUCGAGCUGCCGGACGGAGGAGGUGGAGCCUGGCAGGUUCGUGCGCAAGUGCGAGAAGACAGAGCAGCUGCUGAGGGAUUGCGUUGGCAGGCCUCCACAGGUAGUUGAAUCAAACACUGAGCAUACUGAAGUCGAUGUCACUGAAGAAAUGAACAAGGGACUCAUUCCUUUUGACUCCCCUUCCCCAGAGCCCUUCACUUUUCCGGGGUUUCAACGUGAUAUUGGGGGCAUCGAAAGAACGUUAUUUGGAGGAUUCAGGAAUUUCAUGGAGGCCGCUGAGGAGAUGAUGUCCAAUGAGUUCUUCCCAUCAAUGAGAGAUCCUUUUCAGCAUUGGAGGGAAUCAACGACAUUUGGUUGCCCUGGGCCAUCUGAUAAGCAACUGAAGAAAGACCAUCCGUCCCAACCAAGUGAAUCAGGUACCUCUGACUAUAUAGGGCAGAUGAGCGAUGUAUAAACAAUAACACUUCUGCUUUGCUCUAGACUGAGUGCUAUUCUAUGGCAACAUAAGUUCUGACAAAUAAACAAAUGUCACACUUGAUGAUUGUGCUAGAUAGUACCCUUUGUCUGAAGCACUUUUCCAUGCAAACCUUUUAUCAGUAUAUUCUUAGUAAUCUAAAGAAUAAUUUUCAUUCAA